Molecule: messenger RNA, 5331 nt
Organism: Hypoxylon fragiforme
Lineage: Eukaryota; Fungi; Ascomycota; Sordariomycetes; Xylariales; Hypoxylaceae
Product: ankyrin
Exons: 10
Coding region: 1-5331 (1776 amino acids)
Molecular function (GO): protein binding
Source: RefSeq, a predicted model, not a curated record
AUGGCUGUCGUGGACCUCCCCAAGUUACCCAUGGCUCACGAUGGGCUAGUGAACUACAUUGCAAACCAUCCUGAGAUGCCCAUGAGCGAACUAAUCUGCCCCUACCGCCAAUUCGAAGCCAAACUGCGCGAGGUGUAUGCCCAAGACCGCAAUAACCCCCUUCUCAACGACCCCUAUCUCAAUGUCUUACCCCUUUUUACCAAGGACACCCAUAACGUCAAGACUCGUGCUCGGAACCUCGAAGCAGAGUCACCCAGUGAGAAAGAAAAGUACAUCAUGUCUCUCCCUGCCGAUAGGCGUCGUGCAAAUGGCUCACCUGCCGUCGUUGAUUCGCUGUUCGAGUUCCGCUACAAUUUCGGCAUCUUUUCCGAGUCUUCACUCGCUGAACUAGACUGGAGUAAUGUCGUUGCCGCAGGUUCUUCCGUCGUUAACUGUAUCCUCCCCGUUCCUGCUGAAUUUAAGCAAUCCAAGAGAGCUCUUCGUCAAUACUACCAUGAGAAGUUCUGCCCAGCUUCUGAUGUUGACUUGUUCUUAUACGGCCUCGAUGAGCAACAAGCAAUUGAGAAGAUCAAGAAUAUUGAAACUUGGAUCCGUGACGCAAUCCUCUCGGAAGUGACAGUUGUGAGAACUAAGAAUGCUAUCACUAUUUGCAGUAAAUAUCCUACUCGUCAUGUCCAGAUCGUACUUCGAGUGUACAAGUCUAUCUCAGAAAUUCUCACGGGGUUCGAUAUCGAUUGCUCUGGUGCUGCUUACGAUGGAAAGCAGGUCUACUGUACCCCACGAGCCCUUGCUUCAUAUAUAACGCAGAUUAAUCCAAUUGAUCUCAGUCGGAGAAGUCCCUCAUACGAGAACCGUUUGUCAAAGUAUAGCCACCGAAACUUUGAGGUUCACUGGCCGGAGAUUGACCGAUCUCGUAUUGACCCUACCAUAUUUGAACGCAGUUUCCAGAGGACCCUUGGGCUUGCCCGCUUGCUGGUCUUAGAACGGCUACCAACUAUCAACGCUAGGGAGGAGUAUUUGAGAAAGCGACGACAAGAAAGAGGCAGGCCGAAUCUUAGAUAUCAGUUUCCAAACCGUUUUUAUGGAAAUAUCAAAGACACUCAUGAAGAUGAGGUAGCCGAUUGGGUUGACGAAGAUGAAGUAUCCAACUACCAUACCUUUAGCCUUCCUUAUGGUACUAAAUUUCAUGCCAAGAAGAUCGAGAAGCUCUGCUAUACAAAAGAUUUGCUUCUUAAUGCCGAAUGGAAUCAACCCAAGGAAAGGAAGAUCUACCUCCAUAGACAUCCUGCCUUCUUUGGGAGGGUUGAGGACGUCAUUGGUGACUGCUGUGGCACCUGCCCAAAAGCUAAGACUCCAGAAGAGAAAGAGAUGGCUGAGAAGGAGAGCGAAAUUUAUGUGUCUGGGAAAGUGUCUUUCCGUAUUGACAACCCUGGUAGACAGCAAAUUGGUUCGUUCAAUCCUCUCACAGAGAAGGACUGGACUGAAAUGGCCUAUGUGGGCAACACUGCGCGUCUCUGUCAAGCCAUUGUCGACGGUGAUAUCGAUCAUGUGGAGGAUUGGCUUUCACAGGAAGGUGCAGACCCUAAUACGAGAGAUUAUACGGGCCGAACGCCAUUGCAUCUCGCCGUUAUAAGUUCCACGCCCCAAAUUGUCAAGUGCCUGGUUGAUCACGGCGCCCGUCUUGUGGCUCGCCUAGCUGAUGGCCGAAACGCACUUCAUCUAGCUGCUGCGCGAGGGAAUGUUGAGAUGAUAAGAAUUCUUCUGGAGAGGAGCGAAUCCAACGAGGAGGAAGAGAAUGAAAAGCAGGAUCGCCGCCGCAAGGCUCUCCAUGCGGCGCACAAAGAUAGCCAGGUAUACAUGCUUGAUACGAAGCCCGAUGUUGCCGAGUCCGAUGAAAAUUCAGAUGAUGAAACCUCGGACGGGGAAUUGGUCAGUGAUGCUACAUCUGAUGACGGAGACGGGGCGAGAUCUAUGGCCACAGGUUCAUUUGUCAAAAUCAACAAAGAUGAUGGCGACACUAAGAACGAUGAUUUGGCUCUUGACGACGACCAGAGUGAACCAGACGUUUAUGCUAUCGACGCUGUUGCUUGGGAUUCGAAAUGCAGUGCCCUACACCUGGCUGUCCUAGGAGGGCACUGUGAGGCAGUGAAACUCCUCUGUCAAGAAUUUGGCUCUGACGUGUUGAUACCCGUCAAAAUUGAUGUUGGUGAAUACCGUUCAGAUUCUAAGAGGGUAUUCUUACCAUUAGUACUCGUUUUGACCCUCCCACUCAACAAGGCUCUACGCAUGGCUGAAACGCUGCUGAGCCUAGGUGCUACGUCUUCGCAGGCCGAAAAUGGCAACGCGGAACUCUUUCAGUGUCUAUGGGAUAACGACAAGAUCAGCCUCAAUACUGCCAUAAACCAUGUGGCCAUCGGAGGCUACUGGAAUUGGAGCAGCACCACGACCCCAUUGAUGACGGCCAUUGACAAAGGCGAUUCAACCCUUGUGCUGAAACUCCUCGAAAUAGGAGCCAAACCUACAACUGACUUUGAUUCAUGGAUGAAGGGUCGAAAGCUCCUCGAAGCACCACUCCUAAGCUCUGAACGGGCCCUCGAAGCCUUCCAGUUAGACUGCAAUCAACCUCUUAUCCUAGCAAUUAAAUCAGCGCAUCCCUUAAUCGCUAUCGAUUUGCUAGAGAAAGGCGCCGAUCCUGACACUAUCACCAAAUCAAGCUACAAAGUUAUUAUGCACCGCUGGGAUCGUGACCGAGGGGGCGAAAGUGCCCUAGAUGUAGUUCGUAAUGUGCUUGAAGGGUUUCACAGAUACAAGGAGGAACUAAUUAGCUCGAGCCGACCAACUGAAUCCGGACAGAAACCAGGCUUCUACUGUCACGAACGACAUGAAUAUGUACCGCACCCAAGGGAACCCUUCGGGACGACAGAAUUCCUAGAAAAGUUCAGUGAGGGCACAUAUCAGCACCAUCUUGUUGUUGACGACAUCAAGUGUCGACUAGAUGCUUAUAAGAGAGAGCUAGAAGAAUUCGAGAAGCGCAGAGCGAAGAAUGCCAGCUGGGAAACAGUGACAGAGAAACUUGAAGCCAUCAAAGAUAUGAUCUCGCAACUCGAAAGAGUAGAGAAAGCUCUCGAAUCCAAGGGUGCAAAGACCUUCAAGGAGUUAUAUCCCAGUAUUCCAGAAGUUAGCAAGCCCUCCUUGGUCUCGGAAAAUCGUCCACCUUCGUCAUACUCUCUCGAGUUCAACUUUAAGCAUGCCACGGACUUGACAGAUAUACGGAGAGAAGGCUACAUCAAGCUCUUCGAAGCGGCAUGGUCCGGUGAUUUUGCGGUGAUACAAUCUCUCACUUUAGCUAUGUGGGGUGUAGAUGGACAAGAAUCGCCGCUCCAGAUAGCAGUGAGUGAUCAAAAAGGCAACAAUCCAUUCUCGAUUGCAUUUCUCCGCGGUCACUAUGAAGUAGCCAAAGGAAUCUUAGAAAUCGCACAAGCUCAUUUUGCACCGAAAGCUGAGAAGAUGACGCGAUUCACCAUGAACAAGGAAGAAGAUUAUUCCGGUGAAGAUUCAGAGUCAGAGGACGACAAUAAAGUUGUGGUAUACAAGAGGGUCAUUGACGAUCAGAACGCUAUCAUGAAUGUUGGCCAGGUGGCUACACAGAUCGAAAGCCCUUUUUCUGCAUACUCACUUCUCAACUGGCAAGUACCAACAUGGGCCAUACCUAAUUGCCCACCUUGCCGUUUUCGGUUCCCAGUCGAUCUUAUAUGGUAUGCAGUAGAGGCGAAGGACACGGAACGGUUCAACUUGCUACUUGACUGGAAUAUUCACUUUGCUCGCGCGGAGCCUGUCAACGAUGACGCAUCAAGCCAGUUAUACAUGCUUCCCCAACAUGUAUUCGGCACAGCCAUCGAACAUGGCCAUACGGAGAUACUCGCGGAAACCAUCAGACGAACUGGUACUGGGAUUCCUAUCGAAGACCUGGUAAAGAAGAGCGGCGCAGAAUUAAAAGUGAAGCCGCGUUACUACCAAGGACUGAAUGUGUAUGGCAAGAAGAGGGCGGACUGGGCGAAUGCAGGCCGCAAUCUUGUAGUGAAAGCUACGGGUAGUAAGAGGCCGCCAUUACUCAAUGCUGCUAUUGAAGGUUCACUGGAAGCAGUGGAGUGGUUUCUCAGCGAUGCACCAAUGCGAUAUUACUUGGAAUUCGGCAAGUCUAAGGCUGCAAGAGAAGAUUCCAGAUUGAGACAUCUAACGGAGGUGUCUGAUGACCUCGUCAUUCAUUGCGCAGUGACGGCAUCGCCGGGAGAGAAAACUAACCAACUCAUCGAAUAUCUGCUUAAGGUGUGCCCGUCGUCUUUGGAGGCCAAGUCAGAUCAAGGGCAUACCCCUUUAUACCUGGCUUGUCUUUUGGGGCGAGUCGAAUUUGCAAAGACGCUUAUCAAUGCGGGAGCUGACCAGUCCGUUAAGGACAAGGAUUUCAACAAUAUUAUCCACGCUUGUCUCACAAACGAACCCAAGGUUGCCAUGCUGCGAGGCCUGCUAAACCUCCUAGAUCCGGAUCUCAGGUCUGACAUGUUUCUUCAGCGAAACAACCUCAGCCAUGGCGGCGAUACUCCGCUUCACUUCUGGCUCAAAACUGCCAAUCGGCAUGUAAACGAAUAUGACCGCGAUUACGACACUGGCAUCUACGGUCCCAAGCUUGCCAAAGAAAACAUGGAUAACAUCGAUAUCUUGCGUCUGAUUCUCGAGUUCUCUGGUGGUGGAGAACUCGAGAUAUUUAACGGUUCCGGCGAUACCAUACUACACACCGCAGUACUUCUCUUUCUUGCGGCCCAUGCCCGGGUCCUUCUUACCCACAACCCCAACCUCCUGUGCCGCGAGAACGCAGUCGGGCGCACCCCUGCCGAAGUCGCCUACGACCUCUGCAUUGCUUCCAAAGUCGACCGCCUGCAGCCUAUCUGCAUCAAAUGCGACGACCGGAAUCCAGUGGAUGAGUUCAAGAGGCGGCACAGCAGGAUACCCCAGGACAGAAAGGAAGCGCCGGCGUCCGCCGACCGCAGGCAGCUCACUUGGGCAGUCGUCGAGGAAUAUAUCGACAAGAACACCGCCAAGCGCCGCCUCAUCAGCCUGAACGAGGCAAACGACGUAGCCAGACGGUUGGGGGAGAGCUACGCCUGGCAGCGGUACUACCAGAAGAGGAGAGGUAUCGACGCGGAGCGACAAGGAGCAGCGGCGCCGGAGGAGGAGGAGCAGCAGAAUGGCGACAAGGAAGUCGACUUUGCGACGGCUAGCGUAUGGCGCCACGCCUCGAUGGUUACUCGGCGGUUGAUACCAGAGCGUCUCUAG